Paralichthys olivaceus (Japanese flounder) is the source of this 1307-nucleotide messenger RNA. It is a transcript of the gene vma12, whose product is annotated as transmembrane protein 199. Gene Ontology annotation, cellular component: endomembrane system. Lineage: Eukaryota; Metazoa; Chordata; Actinopteri; Pleuronectiformes; Paralichthyidae. The record is from RefSeq and is a predicted model, not a curated record. Gene Ontology annotation, biological process: vacuolar proton-transporting V-type ATPase complex assembly.
ACAUGAUAAACAACAUGGCCGCUCACUGGGUGUAAUAUUUGUAGCUGUAGCUUGUUGUUAGCGUUCAAACUCUCCGUGUCGUUGUUUACUAAUGUGGAACAGGUGCAGGCAGCGGUGUGAUCGUUAGUUUCUGACCUCAGACAGGUUUCAUUUGACUGAGAACUCACCUGGUGAUAAGUACAGUCAGACCUCCCUGUCAGGUUCCCCUGGAUCAGAACCAUGGCCUCGUCGUUUGUGGUCGGGGAUCAGUUCAGGGACAAGGUGACAGAGUUAUUAGAGAACACAGACUCAGCUCUGCCGCAUCCUCUGAGAGAAGAGCUGCAGGAGAUCCUGGGGAAAACAGAGGCGGCGACCCUGUCCUUCAGCACAGCAAGAAAACUCAAGAGAUUCCUCCAGGACCAAGGGCAUCCAUUCUACCUGCAUGAGUUGUUGGAAGACAGUUCGCUGCACCUGCCUGAGUUUGUGAAGCCUCCCAGAAACCCUGAGCUGGUCGCACGUCUGGAGAAGAUCAAAACCAAACUGGCCAAUGAGGAAUACAGUAGGAUCACACGUAAUGUCAACACUCAGGAAACUAACAGAAAUGCAACAUUAGCAGAUUUUGGACGGGAAGUGCGAUCAGCCAAAGCUGUGGUGGUAACCGUAUUCAACUUCCUGGUCACAGUGGUUGCCACCUUUGCCUGUUCAUAUAUGGGCAGUCAGUACCUGUUCACUGAGACAACAGCGAGAGUGAUAUCAGCUGUCAUCGCUGCAUCAGUCGUCGGUCUGGCUGAGCUUUACGUCCUGGUCCGGACCAUGGAGGGAGAUCUAGGAGAACCAUAGCAGCGCUGCACAACGAAUGAGGGAAACAGUGAUCUUUGUAAGCAAAACCCGGCCAGGUCAGAAUAUCUGGAUUCGAGGGAAGGAAAGGGAAAUUUGGCCGGAUGAGGUUACUGAAAAUUUAAGAAUGAAUGCCACUAGUAGCACUACAGGGAGGCUGGAAAAUUACAUGAAAGCAAAUUGAUUGAAAAAUAACUAAAUAUCUGUUAAUGAAAUAAAUCUGCUUCAUCUGACAUUCCAAUGGUUCACGCUUUUAAAAUCAAAUCUGAAUAUGAGUCAUAUUUUCUAUUUAUUUACAGGUAUUUUAUAUUUUUUCCUGAAACUACAAACUUUAGUUUUUCGUCUCCCUCGUUCUCCUUGGCACUGCGUUGUAAAAAUGGAGUGCCGCUAAUGUUUCUGUGAGUUCUUGUGUUCUGUUCUCAGAUGUAAUUAUAUUGUCGUGUUCAAUAAAAUCAUCAGUGGUGACUGAAGCUGAUCCAUUAAAUUGUAAA